Messenger RNA from Dunckerocampus dactyliophorus (ringed pipefish), 2918 nucleotides. RefSeq lists its product as uncharacterized. Bases 197 to 1312 code for a protein of 371 amino acids. The transcript is spliced from 7 exons. Gene Ontology annotation, molecular function: cell-cell adhesion mediator activity. Lineage: Eukaryota; Metazoa; Chordata; Actinopteri; Syngnathiformes; Syngnathidae. The record is from RefSeq and is a predicted model, not a curated record.
GUCUGUGCGCUUCAUCAUUGCAAUCUGGAGCUUCACCCUGCUGGUGCACAUUUGUGCACACAAUUGAAAACACUCAGGAGGGCGGACAAAAGCCUUUGUUGCGCUUUAAAAAGGAUGUUGGGAAAUUAGUUUCAUGUGCAUAUGGUGCUGAGGUAGAACAUCACCCAGCAUUUGGACCCAAGAAGAGACAAAGGUGAUGAUGCGGGCCUCCUGGAGGACAUGUCUGCACGCGUGUUUCCUCCUGCUGAUGGUGGGGAAACUACAGGGUAAGGUAUCGGCACCGGAGCGUACUCAAGCCACCGUGGGGAAGCCGUUCACGUUAACCUGCGCCCUUUCGAGGGACAGAGGCGAAUCUGUGAGACAGGUGCGCUGGCUGGAUGUCCAGAACCAGACGCUGCUGAGCUACCAACCGGGCAACAGGGACAGUGUGAGCGGACAGCAGCAUGUGGAGCUCACCCCGUCUUCAAAGGACACCUCGGCCGUCACCAUCCAGAGGGUCGGCUUCAGAGACGAAGGUUGCUACACUUGCAUCUUUGACAUGGUCCAUUCGGGUCCGAAGCAAGGACGCACCUGCCUGAUCGUCACUGCAUCAGUGGCUGUAGACGGCAACAAGACAGCCGUCAGCGGCAAGAAAGUGUCCCUCUCGUGCUCCUACGGUUUGCCUGAGAAAGUGCAGCAGGUCACGUGGAGGUACACCUCAGCGCAGGGGCGCUCUUCGGACGUGGCCUCCUUCGCCAAGAGGAGCGACCCCAUGAUAGAGCCUCCUUACCAGGGGAGGGCGUGGCUCAGCGCCUCCCUGUCGGAGAGCAGGCUCACCAUCCAGCCCGUGGCCAUCCAGGACGAGGGCUGCUACACCUGCCUGUACAGCACGCAUGAAGACGGGCCAAAAAGCUCCACGGUGUGCCUCUCCACAUACGCGCUGCCCAAACCUCAGGUUAUCUACAAGAGCACGUCCUCCGGGCUGAUCGAGGCCAACUGCAGCGCCGUGUCGCGGCCCCCCGUGGAGAUCGUGUGGAACGUGGAGCAAGACAACCGCACAAUGGGCCCGCCUGUCACCACGCUGCUCCCUCAGGAUGACGGCACCACGCUGGUGGUCAGCACGCUCAGUCUGCAGUCGGGCCUGCUGAAGGACGUGUCUGUCAAAUGUCUGGUGCACCACCGAGGCCUGGAGGCCCCCAUCGCUGUCUCCAUGAACACCAAAAUUGGUACGGCCCUGGCCAUCCUCAUCUCAGUCACCACGGUAGCAGCCCUGUUGGUCCUGGCCCUCUGCUUCUGCCUCUGGAAGUGUUUCCUGCGCAAAGACGCUGACUGAUCAUUUCACUUUGGACCAAAACAUCUCUAUCAGGGACGACGCCUCCAAUGGAUGUCAAUCACGAUCCUAAAUAAGAUCAGCAACUUUGUGACAUUCAUCUUCGCGUGUGUGUCCGACUCCUGUUUAACCACUCCAAGCAAAAGUCACUGAAAGACAAAAUAAAUGUUCUGCUUUUCUUAUACUAUAUUAUCUUCUGUGUAUUUACAAAACGUAGGCGGGUUUCGGAAGAUAUUAGCUAAUCUUGAUCUUAUUUGUGGGGGGAUUUCAAAAGAUGUUAAAUCCAUCUAACUAAAUGCAUCCAUCCAAACAUUUUCUAUGCCGCUCGCCCUCACUAGGGUCGCGGGGGUAUGCUGGAGCCUAUCCCAGCCGACUACAGGCGAGAGGCAGGGUACACCUGGACUGGUUGCCAGCCAGUCUCUCAUGUGGAAUUAUUUGACAAGAAAUAUAUAUACUGUAUAUCAACAUUUAAUUGAAUUUGAGACCUUAAUAUAAGACCUGGCGAGUACUGUACUACAGGCCUAAUCACAUAGCAUACAUCACUUACCUAAACUACUGCAAAAACGCUGUCAAAAAUCCUCUAUGUGACAGGACCGCUCUGCUGUUUCUAAGGAACUACCACAAAACACUAGUCAAAGAUCCUCUCUUUACGAGGAGCGCUUAGCUGUUUUUUAAGGUAGAUAUGCAAAAAUAUAUAGUUAUAUUAAUAAUAUGCGCUGCCUCUUAAAGACACAUUAAAGUAGGACCCACAAUUUAAGUAACUGUAAUCCAAACAAAGAGAAAUACAGUAUAUGACAUGUACAUUGUGACUGAAGUUGUAAUAAACACAACGACUAGAAUAAUGAAGUAUUUUUUAAAAUAAAUAUAUAUUUGAUAAAUGUUCAGUGUUGUUUGUGCCACUUAAAGUGAGUUGUAAUAAAAUACAAAGCAAACACGUCCUAAAGCGGUGGCCAGAUGCUUGCAUUCUUUCAUCCUGAGCCAGCAUGAUGAUUGAUGCUGUACGCUUUUUUUUUUAACUCACAUAGUUCAUACUUUCCCCCCACUUUUUCCAUUGUCAGCGAUGUCACAAGCUUUCAUUUGUUCUGCUUUUUUGACAGAAGUUAAACACUUAUUUACAGCGGUUCACUUCAUUUUGAAAUAUAUAUGUAUGUAUAUACUGUAUAUUAAAAAUACUAUUUUAUAAUAAACAAUAUAUCGGGUUAAAAGUCAGGGUUCGGUUGGUGUUAGGUUUCAGGGUGGCGUUAGCUCUGUGUGUCUUCAAGGUAUGACGGCUCAGCUUUCAGUGAGACCACUUCCUGACCUUCCACACAAAGAUAGUAAGGACAUAUUUAAUACUUUGCACAUAAGCUCUGGCAUACACCGUAUUUAUGAAACACUUCUCUAUACAGUUGCUGGCUCAGUUCACACACUGCGUGAGUGCAGUGGAACACAUUAUGUACGCCUUUGUGAUGUGAACGUGGUCCUGAUGUUUCUUGUUUUGUCUUGAUAUAAUCUUCCCAAUCAAAUCUUUUGUUCUGGAAAAAAAGCUUGAAACAAUUGAGGGGCUGAUAAUUGGUUCAUGUUGCGUAUUCUUGCAGUGAUUGAGAUCCGACAGAGAAAUAAAUGUUUG